Messenger RNA from Pichia kudriavzevii, 885 nucleotides. RefSeq lists its product as uncharacterized. Gene Ontology annotation, cellular component: cytosolic large ribosomal subunit. Gene Ontology annotation, molecular function: RNA binding; structural constituent of ribosome. Gene Ontology annotation, biological process: maturation of LSU-rRNA from tricistronic rRNA transcript (SSU-rRNA, 5.8S rRNA, LSU-rRNA). NCBI's taxonomy places the organism in Eukaryota, Fungi, Ascomycota, Pichiomycetes, Pichiales, Pichiaceae. The record is from RefSeq and is a predicted model, not a curated record. The transcript has a single exon. Bases 1 to 885 code for a protein of 294 amino acids.
AUGUCUAUCAAGAACGAAAAUCCUUUAAACUCGAAUCCGGAGAUCUUGCUAAAGAAACGUAAGGAUGCAGACAGAUUACGUGUUGAAAAGCAACAACAGGCUAAGCGUCGUGCUGAAGAGCGUCUUAAAAAGCAACAAAGCAAGAGAUCAGGUCAAAAGUUUUUACGUGCAGAGACGAUUGUUGCACGUAAGCUAGCCUCUGAACGUGAGAAGGUGAGAAUUAAGAGAGUUAGUAAAUACGACAAACAAUACUUCAAUGAGGACACAAAGGAAGGUGAGGAACGUCUCUUGUUUGUGUUCCGUAUUUCCAAGCCGCAUAUGGGUGAAAUUCCAUCCAGGGCAAGGAAGGUACUGAACAUUUUGCGGUUGAGGAAGGCCAACCAAGGUACUUUUGUGCGAUUAAAUAAGAAGGUUGAGCCACUAUUACAUUUGAUCAAUCCAUAUGUUGUUGUUGGCACGCCAAGUUUGGCCACUGUGAGAGAUCUCAUUCAAAAGAGGGCGACCGUUAGAAUUGAAAUCACCAAGGACGAGGACAGAACCGUUGAGAAGAAGGACGGAGAUGAGACGAAAUCAGUCGAAGGUGCAGACUACAAGAUCAUUCCAUUAAACGACAACAAUCUGAUUGAAGACAGACUCGGUGAACAUGGGGUCAUUUGUACCGAGGAUAUCAUCUUUGAGAUCUUCAAGUUAGGUGAUGCCUUUUUAGAAUGCUGCAAAUUUUUAGAACCAUUUACAUUAAAGGAACCUGUUUCUGGAUGGGGGGCAUUGAGUAAAUUACAAAGAAUCGAACAGAAGGAGGAGUCCAACAAGUACAAGGUUUCAGCGAAGCGUAAUGCGCCAUUGAACGAGGUUGAUAUCGACACCUUCAUCUCAGAACAAAUCUAG